AUUUUUCGAUUUUCUUGUCUUUUAAUUGAUCACGCUGGUGAAUAUAUUCAUGAUGAUGCGAAUAAUAAAAAACAGGGAGUGAAACUUCGUCAAUUGGUACAUUUUGCCUGGCCAUGUUUAUUAAGUAAAAAUUGUUUUGAUCCAAUUAGCAAAUAUCAUGGUCAUUUAUUGCUUAGUCAUAUUAUUCGCAAAUUCUCCAUUUCGAAAAGUAUCAUCAUUCAUGUUUUUAUUAGUCUAAUGCAGGCACACACAACAGAAACAAAGCAAGUUGUGAAAGAGGCUCUCGAUAUUUUGAUUCCAAUUUUUCCCCAUCGAAUGGAAAAUGGAUACAGUAAACUUGCACAAUUGACGAGAAAAGUUUUAAUUGAAGAAAGUCAUUCGAGAUUUUCACUUUUACAUUGUCUUCAAUUUGUCGUUAAACAUUUUAAAAUUUAUUAUUCAGUGCGACAUUAUUUGAUUCCUAUUCUUGUGAAUUCAAUAAAGAAAAUUACUGAGAUUUCCAACACGGAGAAUAAGAAAUUAGCCAUUGAUAUUGUGGAAAUGAUUGUUGAAUGGGAAAUUCAGGAAAGAAAUGAAGAAACAAAUAUUAUUGAUGUUGUUGGAAUUGAAUCGACAAAAAUAUUUGACGAGGGAUCAUCAGGAUUUAAACGAAUUGUGUUACAAAAUAAUACUCCAAUAUUCAUGACCAUGGAACCACAAUCAAUGAAACGUGUCGAAAAUUUCUAUAUUGACAAGAUUUUGUAUUUUAUUUUUAAAUUGGCUUGCGAAGUGCAUGAUGUGAAUACUCUACAAGGUGUAAUUGAAGAACAACUUGUAAAACGUUCUGCAAAUAUUCUCAAGAGAAUUUUCAUUUUUGAUAUUUGGUCACAAGAUGGGAAUAAUGUUGAUUUUCGUUGGUUGGACAAUAUUCUUUCAGAAUCGAAUUGUGAAAAAAUUUACAAAGUUUUAGAACUUUUAGCUUUCAUAUUACGAGGAUUGAAUGAGAAAGCGAUAUUCUACAUUUUCAAAAAUUUGGAAAAUGGAUUAUCACUCUGUUUAUUGAGUGAUGAUAAAAAAAUUCUCAAAUUAAUGCAAGAAAUUCUUAUCAAAUUGAUGUGUGUAUUUCCAAUUGAUCCCAUCGUAUCUACAAUAUCUGGAGAAAAAAUGAAAAUUUUAUAUAAAUCUGUGAGGCAAGUUUUAUAUACUAGAUUGAUUGCUUUUGAAAAUAACGAGGCAUCAUUGGAAUCAUUAGCUCCUUGUUUGAUGAUGGCAAAAGCAGUCUACACUAAUAAUGUUAAUUAUCUUGAUCCAUUGAUAAAAAAUAUCGUAAAUGUAUUUCAAAAAAUAGUAAGAUUUCAUCUCGCAGGAGUACGAAAAGAUGAAACGGAGUUAUUCAUAUCUCUUGAUUUAUUAUCGAAUCGGAUUGGAAUGAUGUCAUCAAAUAUAAGACAAUUGUUUCUAAAUUCAUUGUCUGUUUUAAUUGAAAAUACUUCCAGUGUACAAAUUAUCAAAACAAUUUUGAAAAUAUUUAACUAUUGGAUUAAAGAUGAUUCGGAAAAUCAAGAUUCGAUUAAUCAAAAAUCUUCAUUAUUCAUCACGAUGCGGAAAACAAUUAAUCAACACUUCUCUGAUGAUUUGGAAUUGAAAAAUAGUUUUCUUGAAAUUAUCUAUUUGAUUUAUGAAAAUAAAAAAUAUCAAAGAAUAUCAAAGUUAACUUCGGAUUUAGAAGUUGUAUUUCUGGAUGGUCUGCGCUCCAGUCAACCUGAGAUUAGAAUGAAAUUUUUUUCAAUUAUCAACGCAUGUGUUAAACAUACUCUUAAGGAUCGAUUGGAAUACAUUAUUUCUUCAUUUAAUUGGCAAUUGAUGGGCCCUCAUUAUUGGAUCAAGCAGUGUAUUGAAUUUUUGUUGAUCGUCGCUGAUCCAACAACUCGAAUUCAAGUGACAAUGAAAGAUAUUCUUCUUCCGAGUGUAAAUAAUUUCAUUAAUUUAAUGGAAAAGGAAGAUCUAGUAACUAUCUCUGAUUUAAAUUUAUCGGAUUUAAAUAAAGUUUUAACGAAAUUAGAAUCGAAUGUAAGUUUCUUGAAUUUAGACUCGACUGUUGAUCUAUUGACUUUAGAAUCAAAUGUCGAUCCAUUGAAAUUAAAUUCAAGUAUUGAUCUAUCAAAGUUAGACACGAGUUUGGAUUUACUUAAUGUUGAUUCAAAUUUAGAUUUAUUUAAUUUAUAUCCAAAUUUUGAUCUUUCGAAUUUGGAAAUGAAUCUAGAUCUAUCGCAUUGCGAUUUAAAUGUAAAUCUCUUGGAUUUUGAUUUGAAUUCAACGAUUUUAAACUCAAAUGUAAAUUUAACGAAUUUAGAGACAUCUAAUUUACCUAAAAAUAAUACAAGUGCGCGGGAAAUUAAUUCCGAGCUCAAUGAAAUGAUUAGUAAGCAUAUGGAAUUUCUCAACUAUCUAAAGAAUAUACGAACGGAAGUAUUUGUCUCAGCGACGAUACAUUUAUGUCACAUGAAAACGAGUCUCGCGACUGAAGUUUGGAAAGAAAUUUUCCCAAAAAUUUGGACAGGACAAGUUGAUGUAUUAUCAUUUAUAUGUGAUAAAAUUCAUUUUGUUCAAAAAGAUUGUCAAUCAAGCGCAAUGAUCACAUUUUGCGAAGCUUUAGUUGAUUGUAAACCAAAAAUUUUAAUAAGGCCAAAAAUUAUGAAUUAUCUUGGAAAAACUUACAAUCUUUGGCAUCAGAUGACACUUAAUUUGGAACAAAUGAUUAAGGAGAAUCAGUUUCAUCAGGAGAAUUUUGAUUAUUUUAAUUUCGAUGAAUCGGAGACAAAUUCAAUUCAACAGGAAAUUCUUGAUUCUCUCGCCGAUAUGUAUAAUCGAUUAGGUGAAGAUGAUAUGUGGUCAGGUCUUUGGAAGAAACACACUUUCUUUAAGGAAACACUUGAUGCGACUGCUUUUGAGCAACAAGGAUUUUUGGAUAAAGCUCAAGAAACAUACAACAUGGCUGUGGGAAAAUUUAGAGGAGAUGAUUUUACAUUUACGAGGCAAAUGAAAAAUGAAUCAAAUCGAUGGGAAAAACGAUGGAUUCAUUGUGCAAAAGAACUCAAUCAAUGGGAUUUACUUUUAAAUAGUGGUAUGAAAAAUGCUAUCAAUGAUGCAAUGUUUAUUCUUGAAAUAUGUUUCCAAACUUCCAAUUGGUCUACAAUGAAGGAAUAUCUAGAUCAUCUUAAUGAAAUUCCAUCUGAUCAACAUUGGAAAAUUGAUCUUUAUCGAGGUUAUUUGUCUAUUUAUGGUGAUGAAAAAAAUUUGCAAUUCAUUGAUGAUUAUGCAAUUAAUGCAACGAAAUUGUGUAUUCACGAGUGGCGUAAACUUCCAUAUAUUGUUGGUGGUGCACAUCUUCCACUUCUUCAGGCAGCUGAAAAGAUCAUCGAUCUAAAUGAGGCGAAAUUUAUUCAUCAGAAUUUAGAAGUUAAUCGACUUGUCAAUUUAAAGAAAAUUAUUAACACUUGGACACAUCGAUUGCCAACAAUUGCUGAUGAUCUCAGUCAUUGGUCAAAUAUCUUAACUUGGAGGGAAUAUCAAUACAAGUCGGUGAUUGAUUUCUCUUAUUUGCUUGCUGAGGAAAAUAUUUCUAAAAAUUAUAUUCACACUUGGGCACAGUCUGUCAAUACUUUUAGUAAAAUAGCUAGAAAACAAAAUCUUUCAUCAGUUGCUCUUGAUUCACUAACAAGGAUCCAUAAAGUUAAAAGUGUAUCGAUUGUUGAUUGUUUUGAGAGAAUUAAACAACAGGUGAAAUGUUAUUUGAAAAUGUAUUCAAUGGGUGAAAUGAAUCGUUUACAAAAUGCUCUUGUCUGUAUGGAAUCAACUGAAACUCAAUAUUUUAAAAAAGAAAUAAUCUCGGAUUUUCAUUCGCUGAAAGGAAAAUUGUACACUUUACUUGGCGAAUCGAAUGAGGCAAAUAAAGUAUUUUCUUUUUCAAUUGAAAAGAACGAGAAAAAUGCCAAAGCCUGGGGACUUUGGGGUGAAUAUUUUGAAAAUGUUUUUCAAACAGAUACAAGUAAAAUUGAAUAUACAAAAACAGCUGUGUCUUGUUUCUUAAAUGCCAUCAAAUAUUCAUCAUCAGAAAGUAAAUGCAGAAAAUAUAUUGCAAAAAUUCUUUGGUUUUUUAAUUAUGAUGAUGAGGGAAUGAAUUUAUUUAAAUUAGUCAAUGAACACGCAAUGGAAAUCUAUCCAAUUCAUUGGGUCUCAUGGAUACCGCAAUUAUUAAAAUGGCUAAUUCGUCCUCCUGGUGGUGAGAUUCUUGAUUUAUUGAAUGUCAUCAGCAAAAUGUUUCCACAAGCAAUGUACUCGCAAGUUAGGACACUUUAUGUAAAACUUCGAUUUAAAAAGCUUAAGGUUAAUAAAAAGAAAAUUAUUCCAUUAAAUGAAAAUGACGAGAAACAUCGUUUUGAUGAUAAAGUUUUGGAAUCAAUGCUCAAAUGUUCGAGAAUUAUGAGAAAACUCAUAAUCAUUCAUCCAAAAUUAAUUUCGUAUUUGGAAAGAACUUUUGAUCAAAUUACCAAGCUUAGGGAAAAUUGGUUACAUGAAAUAUUAAAACAGAUGCAGGAAAUUUUAAUGAUAAGUUAUCGUGUUGCUUUUGAUAAUAAGGAGAAUAUCAGUGAGGCUAGAGUUACAUCACAAAUAUUAACUAUUCUUCGAAAAUUGAUAGCAAAUGUUCGUGUUGAAGUAGGAAAAAUUGCAAAUCACUGCAAUAUAAAUGCUAGACAAAAUCCAAUUUUUUUCAAAUUGAAUAAAGAAUUCGAGCAGGAUUUCAAUCUUGUUAAUAAAAGUGACAAAUUAAUACUGAAUUUGAUUAAACGAUUGAAAAAAUGGAUUGUUAUUUUGGAAAAUGGCACUAAAUCUUCAUUAAGAUCCUUUCUACUUGAGAAAAAGUGUCACAACUUGGCCAAUUUUAACUUUGAAAUUGCAAAAAUAGGACUUCCUGGCUCUACUCUUUUACCAAAGUUUUCACAUUAUCAUGUGACAAUUGUGAAAUUCCUGCCUUGGGUAGAUGUGAUUAGACACAAAUUCUCAAUAGCUCAUCGAAUUUGGAUUUUGGGCAAUGAUGGAAAACUCUAUCCUUAUUUGAUAGUGAAAAAUGAUCAUUUUGCCGAUGACAACAAUUGCAGAGUUUUGCAACUUUUAGAAAUGUUGAAUUUAAAUUUAAAAAAGCAAAAAGAAACUUGCCGACGUUUUUUGCAGUUUACGAUUCAAAAAAUGAUACCAUUACAUCCACAAAUACAAUUGAUUGAAGACAAUCCAAAUGCAAUUAAUUUUAUGGAAAUUUUUAAACAGAGCUGUGAUAAGAAGAGAAUAUUACAUUAUGAUCCAAUUUCAAAAUAUUAUGAUUUAAUUUUAAGUGUUGAAGCAAGAUGUGCUGGUCUCAAUAGAGAAAAUUUAAAGUCAAUUUUUAAUGAAGUGCAAAAAAAUCUUGUUCCAAAGACAAUUCUCAAAGAUUGGGCUGUGAUGACUUUUCCAAGUUCUACUGAUUAUUGGACAUUUAGGAAAAUGUUUAUAUCGCAAAUUUCAGUAAUUAUUUUCUCACAAUACGUCUUUCACUUAACAAAACUACAUCCUGAUAUGAUGAAUUUGAAUCUUGACACUGGAUUAAUAAACGUCAAUUAUUUUACAUUUGAUCUUGGUCAAAUCUCUGGGAAUCUUAAUGCGAACGAACUAGUUCCAUUCCGUUUAACACCAAAUAUUGCAGAAUUCGUAACUGAUAUUGGCAUAUCAGGUCCUUUGACGGAAAAUUUAAUAGCCAGUUCACGUUGUUUGGCUCAACCUUCAUAUCAAAUCAAAUCCAUUCUUCAUGCAAUAAUUAGAGAUGAAUUUAUUGAUGAUCAUAUCAAUCAACAGGACGACAAAACAUUUGUGGAGAAAAAUAAAGAAAUAAUACGACGAGUGACUAAAAUUGUCACAAGUAUUUCGACAAGAUUGAAUUCCCUUGGUCAUUUUAGUGGAAUUGACAGUAAUGUAAGAAAUCUUUUAAAUAGUUCUAGGAAUAUUGAUAAUCUUUGCCAAAUGGAUCCAUCAUGGUAUCCAUGGCUUUAAAUUGAAUAGAAAUUAUUUAUUGAACUCCAUUUACAAAUUGAAAAAUUAGAUGAAAAAUUAAAUCUAUAUUUAAAGUUAAUUGAAAAUUAUUUAUCGAUAGUUAUUCGAUAGAAUUAGUUAAAACAGUUGAAUUUUAAUUAUUUUACAAUGAGAUAAACAUAUUAUCUUUAAAGAUUUUAAUUUUAUAUAUAAAAUUAUGAGAUUGACGGAGAAAUUAAUUUUUUACUCAGGAAUGUGCCAAAUACAAUAUUUUUUUACUAAUGUUAUAGAAAAAGACCAAAAACUCCUCAAGAAUUUUUGUGAUAUUAAAAACUCUUCGAUUACACUUUUAUUUAAUAUAUAAAUAUAAAAUAAAAGUAAGGUGGAAUAUUAUAUGAAAAAAAAUAUUUGCCUUACAUUAGAAUA
Messenger RNA from Leptopilina boulardi, 6465 nucleotides. RefSeq names its product transformation/transcription domain-associated protein-like. The record is from RefSeq and is a predicted model, not a curated record. The transcript is spliced from 5 exons. Gene Ontology annotation, molecular function: protein binding; transcription coregulator activity. Bases 238 to 6060 code for a protein of 1940 amino acids. Lineage: Eukaryota; Metazoa; Arthropoda; Insecta; Hymenoptera; Figitidae. Gene Ontology annotation, cellular component: SAGA complex; nucleus; NuA4 histone acetyltransferase complex. Gene Ontology annotation, biological process: DNA repair; regulation of DNA-templated transcription.